CGGCGCAAACGAGCGGACGCCAUGGCCGUCUCGCCGGUAUUCCGUUAUCUUCUUCCUCACUUCCACCGCCGUGCUUCCCCGCUUCUCAAGAAUUCAUUCUUCCCCAAGCUUAAAGCUAUAUCUUUACUCUUCUCUACCUCUCACAAUCCAAAUCAUUAUCGUCCCCGCUCUGUGUCUGGAGCUGCUAAAGAGAACACUUUGGUAUUGAAGAAAGAUGAGAGGUUUGGGAAUGCAGAGGUGACCUGUGCAGAGCCUGUGCUUGGAUCGAGCACAAUUGCGGCCAUUGUGACUUCUUUAGGUGGGCCACCAGGUGCAGUUGGGAUUGUGCGGUUAUCAGGUCCGUUAGCUGUCUCUAUUGCUGGGAGAGUUUUUCGUCCCGUCUCUAGAAAGAGGAUGAAAGGUUCAGAAUGGUGCCCUAGUAGCCAUGUAGUUGAAUAUGGUGUUGUUUUGGAUUCUCAUGGUGCUGUCAUUGAUGAGGUUUUGGUGGUUCCGAUGCUGGGACCAAAAUCUUACACACGUGAAGAUGUGGUUGAGCUUCAGUGUCAUGGAAGUGAAGUCUGUCUACGCCGUGUCUUGAGGGCUUGUCUUGAGGCAGGGGCAAGACUUGCAGAGCCAGGUGAAUUCACUCUCCGUGCAUUUUUAAAUGGCCGGCUGGAUCUAUCCCAAGCUGAAGAUGUGGCCAAACUUAUAUCAGCCAAGUCAACGGCUGCUGCAGAUGCUGCAUUGGCAGGAAUACAGGGAGGUUUUUCUUCUAUGUUGAAAUCACUUAGAGCUCAGUGCAUCGAGUUACUUACCGAGAUUGAAGCUCGCUUGGAUUUUGAUGAUGAGAUGCCACCCCUCGAUGUGAACCUAGUCAUAGAUAAGAUACACAAGAUGUUGCAAGAAGUGGACAGUGCUCUAGAAACUUCUAAUUAUGAUAAACUUCUGCAGUCUGGGCUACAGGUAGCUAUUGUUGGGCGGCCAAAUGUGGGGAAAUCAAGCCUUCUUAAUGCAUGGAGCAAAAGUGAGAGGGCAAUCGUGACUGAUAUUGCUGGUACUACACGUGACAUAGUGGAAGCCAGUAUUAGUGUUGGCGGGAUUCCAGUCACACUCCUCGACACAGCUGGAAUCAGGAACACCAAUGAUGCUGUUGAGAAAAUCGGUGUUCAAAGAUCUGAAGCAGCUGCUACAAGUGCUGAUGUCAUUAUCAUGACUGUAAGCGCUACUGAAGGGUGGACGUCGGAAGAUGAUCAACUCCUUGCCCGAAUUAAAAGCAAUAAGGAUGCAUGUUCAUCGGCUUCUCCAAUAAUUCUUGUCAUCAACAAAAUAGACUGUGUCCGAACCGCCCCCUCCUCUCACAGAUUGGCUGACGCUGUUUCUGGCUCUUUCGACAAGCAUGUUUUCACCUGUGCUGUGACGGGUGAAGGGAUCCCGGAUUUAGAGUCUGCUAUUUCAGAGCUAGUCGGGCUUAGCAAGAUACCCAACGGUGGUCGCAAAUGGACUGUUAAUCAGAGGCAAUGCGAGCAGCUUGUUCGGGCGAGGGAGGCUUUUGUCAGGUUACAGUCGUCAAUAGAGGAUGAGAUCCCGUUGGAUUUUUGGACAAUCGACUUGAGAGAAGCUGCUUUAGCUCUCGGACAAAUAAGUGGAGAAGACAUUUCCGAAGAAGUUUUGUCCAAUAUAUUCGGAAAAUUCUGCAUCGGCAAAUAAUUCUAUGAUUCAUAGAGGAGGUGUCGAUGCUUGUUUGUUGGAUCCACGGUGGUCGCCGGAUGGUCGCCUUUCGGAUAUUAAUGGGACAGGUUUUGCAUUGUUGAGGUAUGUUCUAUAUCUUUUUGAAAUGUGUACACGAUAAAAUGAAAUAGGAUAUUUUUCGAAACACAGUUGAAUUUAUUUUAUUUUUGGGCAUGGUAUCCACACCCAAAAUAUUAUAGAAGAAUAGUUGUGAUGCUUUUUUCGUCGAGCAUAGUUUGCAAAUUAUUGCACUCGAUUAGCGGUAGGUUCUUGGCAUUGUUCCUACCGCACAAAUUCAAAAUUUAACGACUUUAGGUGUUUCACGCUC
This is a messenger RNA of Andrographis paniculata, 2035 nucleotides long. RefSeq lists its product as uncharacterized. NCBI's taxonomy places the organism in Eukaryota, Viridiplantae, Streptophyta, Magnoliopsida, Lamiales, Acanthaceae. Gene Ontology annotation, molecular function: protein binding; GTPase activity; GTP binding. The transcript has 11 exons. Gene Ontology annotation, cellular component: cytoplasm; cytosol. The record is from RefSeq and is a predicted model, not a curated record. Bases 22 to 1686 code for a protein of 554 amino acids. Gene Ontology annotation, biological process: tRNA methylation; tRNA wobble uridine modification.